CUGUGGUUUGCCCAGCCUUGGGGGUACAGUCCAGGCCAGACCCCAGGGCUUGUUUCCUGUUACUUUUUCAGCAUUGGGGGAGCAGCAGAGCUUCAUGCUUGGCUGGGAGAUGGGUACAGCCCGAUGCUAGGGAACCAGCCCCCUUGUCACAGCUCCACAGUUGCAGGGUGGGACCUGGCCACACCAGCCAGCCACAGUGUCCCGCACUACCCAGGCCAGGCCCACACAGCUCUGCUCCUGGCUUCCAUGGAGAGGCCGGGAGGCCAGACACAGCUUCUCAAGAGGAAGGGAUCCCCUCACGACAUCCCAGAUCUACACCAAGGAAGGUCCGGGGACUCCUUCCCCAGUAUCUCCACCCCUGGUCCAUCACGAGCUGCUGAGGCCAAAGAUGCACCCUUUUGGGGACCGGCCAAGAUGGCAGCACUUCCUGUGGGGUGGACGCUCAGGAAGCGCCUUGGCUGCUCUCUUGGGAGCUCACAGGCCACCCCGGCAGACAAGUGCGUGGUACCCAGGAUAGGUGGAGAGAGGCCGCUUGACACUCACUUUGCAAAAGCAGGUCUGAUCAAGAUGCUUUCCGUUUCUCCCUUCCCUUUGGCAGUGACCUUGUUUGAGCUCACAGUUGUCAACAACUGGUACAUCAUCAUGGAAGGCAUCACCUCGCAGACCUCCCACUGGAGCCGCCUCUACUUCAUGACCUUCUACAUCGUGACCAUGGUGGUGAUGACUAUCAUUGUCGCCUUCAUUCUCGAAGCCUUCGUCUUCCGCAUGAACUACAGCCGCAAGAACCGGGACUCAGAAGUUGACGGCGGUAUCACCCUUGAGAAGGAAAUCUCCAAAGAUGAGCUGAUUGCUGUCCUGAAGCUCUACCAGGAGGCCUGGGGAGCCGCCUCUGACAUCGCCCAGUUGCUCAAGAUCCUCUCCCAGAUGGAGAGAUACGAGCAAAAUACCUUGGUGUUUCUGGGACGGAGAUCGAGGACCAAAAGCGAUCUGAGCCUAAAGAUGUACCAAGAGGAGAUUCAGGAGUGGUAUGAGGAACACGCCCGGAAGCAGGAGCAGCAGCAACGACAGCUCAGCGGCUGCGUGGUCCCCACCACCCCGCAGCCUCCAGGCAGCCGCCAGCGCUCCCAGACCAUCACCUAAGCCCAGCCUGCAAAAGCCAUCUCUUCUAUGCAAUAACACAAUAGUAUUAUUUUACUACAAUGUAUCAGAAUAAUGUGUGUGUGUGUAUAUAUAUAUAUAUAUAUAUGUUAUAUAUAUAUAUAUACACAUACAUUCAUAAAUAUGCAAAUAUUUAUAUAUAGGAAAAAGGAAAGACAGGCAGACAAGUUGAGGUUUGGUUUGUACCCACCUUGCCCUGUUAACCCCAGAAGUCAGUUUCAUUUUGGGGGGAUCACGCCACUAGGAGCUCUUCUUAACAUGGAAAUCUCCAGAAGGCCCCUUCACAAGAGCACUUGAAUGGAUUCUGCCGAUCUCUGCAGGGCUUGCCUUCAGCGUGGGCCAGCGUCCCUAGGCCAGAUCCAUACCGUCUUCCUGAUGCUGCUCUCAGAAUCCCGCCCAGGCUGACAGCUAGCUUCCCCACUAACCUGCCCUGUGGCCCACAUCCUGGGGUGUCUGUGUUCUGCUUUAGGGACAAAACCACUUAGGAAGGAAAGAACCCACAUCCUUGGGUUGGUAUGUCUCUAGAUAUAAUAAUGAAAUUGGGCGUUCCCUUGGGGGACCAGUACCCAGCACCUACUGGGACGAGUGAUCCAGGGCUGUGGUUAUUCCGUAUGGUCAGAUCUCAGCCAGUGCCAGGAGGCGAGAGAGGCCGUAUCCCAGCUCCAUGAGCCUUCUCACCUACCCUUCUUUUGGUUUCAACCCUUGUUGCUGAAAAUCCUCCUAAAAUGGCCUUUGGAAUCACAGCCCAGUAGGAGGAGGAAGACGGGCAAGAGGCCAGGCCGAUGGCUACCGCCCCAGACCAGGUCCUGAAAUGGGCUUUCUCCUUAAAUCCCUUUUCCUUGGGAUCGUCCUGUUUAAGCAAAAAGACAUUUUGGUUAAUUCAGGAUUCUGCUAAAGACAACAGCAGAUCCUUUCACGUGUGUGCAUUUGCUGGAAACGGGAACAAAGAGCACGGAGGCUCACCUCAGGCUGUCCACGGCUGCCCUGCGGCUGAACCCGUGGUCUCCUUGGCCAGCUCCCCCCUCACCUUGAGCAGUCGCCCUCCGUGGACCUGACUGAGGUAGGGCUGGGGACGCGGCUCACCCCGAGGUUUCCACUCCCUGGAGUAGGUUCAGGUGGCCUGUCAGUUUCCUGAGUUCCCCAGGGACCUUGGGAGAGUUCUCUGAGAUCAGGAUGCAGUCGGGGCUUGAACCCAUAGCAGGCUGUCGGCGUCGGCAGCUCCGGUGAGCGGUGGUGGCAGCGGCAGAAGCAGGGUCAGAGCAGAGGGAGCCUCGGCUCAGCUCUCCUGGGCGGUGAGCCUAUCUCAGUGCAGGCAGCAGAGGUGGCAGAAGCAGGGAUGAAAGGGGCAGGUGGGGGGAGGGGGCAGGGGAAGCGGCCUGCACUGGGCAUCCUGCCCCAACCCCCGCUUUCCAGCUGCCUCCACUGCCUCCGUGACUUAGGGAGGCGGGUGGGCAAACUCCCCCUCGCCACAUCCUCUUCCCAGCCGGGCAGGGCCUGAUCCCGGGGUGUGGUGCCCCAUCUCCACGGCCAAGUCUUCUCGACUGUGGCCUUGGACAGGCUGGUCCCAUGGCCAGCACCACACGGCUCUGCCCCUCACUAGGGGAGAAGUGGUGGACGUUUCUGUUUUUAAAGCACAGCCUUUUAGGGAAACAGCGAAUCACUGAGAACCACUGAGAUUCCCCAAGGGAAUCGGGAGACAGAUGUCCUCUUUUAUCUCUGGAGGGCCACGGGCCAUCGCAGGCAGCUCGGCACCAACCCCCAGGCCAGAACCCCUUCCCCUCUCCGGAGAAGUAACUUUGUUUGCAUAUUUGGGUGCCUUUCAGCUUUUGUUUAUUGAAACGGGCAUUCUGGAAGCAGGAGUCAAGGGGCGGCUUUCAGAGGAGGGCGUGAGUCCCCCGACCUCAGCAUGUGCCCCCGGGAGGCUGAAACCUGGGAGGGGCACCAGGGAAACUGAGCGCAGCCCCCCAGCCCCCCAGCCCCCAGGGUGAAGGCUGGCACCAGGAAGAGCGGGCUCUAGUCCAGGCCUCCCAACCCCAUCCUGUGAAAGGCCCUGGUUUUAGCCAGGAACGGGAUGAAAGCCAAGUGGCAACAGUGCUGAUGCACCAGACUCCAGCCACUGGUGGGCACCCUCAUUACUGAGGCUAAGGACAGCUGCCCCUUCGGGGUCACUGGGGGCCUCCUCAAGUUGACCCUCUGACUUGUACACAGGCCAUCGAGCAGGGAGAGGGUGUCACCCAGGGCUGUGAGCUCUGGGGACCCAGGACAUCCAGCUUGGAUGCCCUCUCACCUCCCACGUCAGCUGACCACCACCAAGGUGAGAUGCGCCAACUGGGUCUGGGUCACACCACCUGUCAGUGUCUGUGAUGGCCCUGGGCCCCUGCCCCGCUUUCGGGGGGACACCAUCUGGCCCCUCCUCCUUGCUUCCCUCCCCCAACCCAGCCUUACUCCACACCACAUGACAAUCAUUUUGUACAGACAGAGGGGGCGACGCUGUAAGGUAAAUUUUGUACAAUGGGGAUUUGUUACCUAGAAAACCCACCGCGUCUCCGGAUUUCUGGCAUAUUAAUAAAAGAGCCUCUGCUUUGUA
Molecule: messenger RNA, 3745 nt
Organism: Delphinapterus leucas (beluga whale)
Lineage: Eukaryota; Metazoa; Chordata; Mammalia; Artiodactyla; Monodontidae
Source: RefSeq, a predicted model, not a curated record